Messenger RNA from Oncorhynchus kisutch (coho salmon), 5467 nucleotides. It is a transcript of the gene entpd6, whose product is annotated as ectonucleoside triphosphate diphosphohydrolase 6. The transcript is spliced from 14 exons. The coding region runs from base 304 to 1638 and encodes 444 amino acids. The record is from RefSeq and is a predicted model, not a curated record. NCBI's taxonomy places the organism in Eukaryota, Metazoa, Chordata, Actinopteri, Salmoniformes, Salmonidae. Gene Ontology annotation, cellular component: Golgi apparatus. Gene Ontology annotation, molecular function: hydrolase activity.
UUUUUUGUUUUCUAAUUCCGACUAGUUUGUGAACGCGGCAUUUUCUUCACACGUCAUCACUAAAACACACACUGAUGUAAUCAAACAGAGACUUGGAUUGGAUAGUUGUCCGCGCACCAAGCUAAUUAAUUAUUUGACAUGAGUUUUCAAACUAUCGUCCCAGAUAGGAACACCGAAAAUGCGAAUGGAAUCAGAAUAAGUAGCUAGCUAGCUAUUUAUGCUACACGCAUAGGAUUUGCUCUCGACGAACGGCCUUCAGUUCUGUAUGGAACUGCAGAAUGUGCCUUACACACACCAGUCACCAUGAGAUUACCAAAAUUGGCCAGUGUUUUUGUCUUCUUGGGCUGCCUGGCAGCUUACCUGAUGUUUGUUAAGCGCCACUAUGAUGGUGUAAGGCCAGCCAUCUCCAAAAUACCACCUCACUUCCCACACAGAUUGGGCUUGUCGGGCAGUCCCAACAGACCAACAUCCUCAGAAGUGGUCAGCGGACGUUUCCAUUAUGGCGUUAUGUUUGAUGCUGGGAGCACAGGGACAAGGAUCCAUGUCUUCAAGUUUCAGCUGGAGGACAACGAGGCUCCUAAAUUGGCACAUGAAACAUUCAGAGCAAUAAAACCAGGUCUAUCUGCAUAUGCCGAUGACCCAGAAAAGUGUAAAGAAGGGAUCCUGGAGCUGUUGGCUGUGGCCCAAGGCAGCAUUCCCUCCUCCGUAUGGAGCAGCACUCCUCUGGUCCUCAAGGCCACUGCAGGCCUCCGUCUUUUGCCUGGGGAGAAGGCCACACACCUACUGGACAGGGUGAGGGAGGUGUUUGGGGAGUCUCCAUUCUUGUCCAGAGGGGACAGUGUGUCCAUAAUGGAUGGCACUGAUGAAGGGAUCUCUGCUUGGAUCACUGUCAACUUCCUCAUAGGGGGUCUCCACGGCUCUGACACACCCACUGUGGGGAUGCUGGAUCUGGGAGGGGGGUCCACCCAGAUCACCUUCUCCCCCCAGGAUGAGAAAACCAUCCAGACCUCACCCAUCAACUACAUUACAUCAUUUCAGAUGUUCAACAGCACCCACACACUCUACUCACACAGCUACCUUGGUCUAGGCUUGAUGUCGGCAAGACUAGCUAUCUUGGGAGGAAUCGAGGGACAGCCUUUAGAGGGCAGCAGCACAGAGCUAGUAAGCCCCUGCUUGGCCCCGGAAUACUCUGGCCAAUGGGAACAUGCAGAAGUUCUGUAUACUGUGAAGGGCCAGAAGGCAGGAGAGCCCAUUUAUGAGUCAUGCCUUAGGAAAGUGGAGAAGAUGCUGUAUAGAAAGGUGAAGAAGGCAGGGGAAGCCAAAGAUAUGGAAUUCUAUGCCUUUUCCUACUACUAUGACAGAGCUGUGGAUCUGGGUGCUAUUGAUGAGAAAACAGGAGGGACUAUAAAAGUCAGCGACUACAUUGAUGCUGCCAAGAGAGUGUGCAACGAAAUGGCGGUUACUUCAGGAGAGAAUCCUUUCCUUUGUCUGGAUCUAACCUACAUCUCUGGGAUGCUGCAAGAGCUUGGUUUCCCCAAAGAUAAAGUAUUUAAGCUGGCGAGGAAGAUUGACGAAGUGGAGACUAGCUGGGCUCUGGGGGCUACUUUCCACUACAUCGAGUCCCUCCGCAGUCAGUGAGCUGCCAGUCUCUCCUCUCACUUGUCACUGCCAUGAUGUGCCAGUGAUUCUGUGCUGCAAAGUAUGGUAUGGGAAAAUGCCCCCUGGUGAUUGUACCUGUUAAGUUUUAUCAAAAUGUGAGUUUAUAUUACCAGUCGCCUUUGGAUGUUUGACUUAUCUUUUGGCAGGUGUGAUUGUUUUGUACUUAUAAAGGAAUGUUAGUUGUAUAGUAAUCAAGCACAUGGUGUAUUUUGAAGGAGCAUGACCUAUUACAUAUUUGGUAUUUUUAAAUAUAAAGUUGUUAAAAUGUUAAUGUCUGUACAAUUGUAUACGGUUCAGAAUCAUGAACAAAAAUAUUGAAGGCAUAUGUAUUUUGAAUGAUAAAACAAAUUGAAACAAUUUACAGAUUCAAUACCUUUAAUAGCAUAUUCUGCUCAGACAAGCCAUAGCCUAUACCACUGACAUAUUUUCACUAUUAAACAGAAUUGAUCUUCAACAUGACAUUGGGGAGCAGCAUAUCCCCAGUCUCAUAGGAAUGCAUCACACCACUCGUUCAGGCACUGGGAGCAGGAUGCAGCAUUCCUGGUGUUGGCUCCGCUAGUGACCUUCAGCCACUCCGUGAACAGCUCCCCGUCCUUCCGCAGCAGCAGGAACUGACCCAGGACCACAAAGGCCUAAAAAUAAGAGAUGCAGCAGUUAUCCUAAAUUAGGAAAUAUUACUUUGUUGUGGGCCUGUUCUGACUGCAGGUCAGCGAUGUGGGGCUACUGUCCAUGGUGGAAGAUCAAAACAAUCCUGGUCCUGGGCACUCAGUGGUGCUCUUCUUUUUGUUCUUGCCUAGCACUAACACCUGAUUAGCGAAUUAGGGGCUUGAUUAGUUGAAUCAGGUGUGUUGGUGCUACAGGGAUAGAACAAACAUGUGCAUGUAGGAUCAGGAUUGAGACACCCAAAAAUCCAUAAACUGAAAACACUUACCCUUUUACAAUAGGGCCUAAAAGUCCCCAUUUGCCAAGGCAAACUCAAUGCGAACUUCAGAGAGCUGCCCAUUUCUGAAAAAACAAAAAUAAAAUUUAAUUGAAUGAAUUUGGCAAAUGUAGCCAUCUAGUCUUGAAUGUAUGGAAUUUGAAGUGCUGGGUCAUCCACAGUAUGCUAGUAAAAAGGAACAAAUGUACUCACUUUGUCAAAAUCUUGCUCCUCCAGUAUCUUUCAGAAGACUUCUCCAAUUCCCGACAGUGAGUCAGUGCAGUUUAUCACUCAUCGGUUCGGCAACAAAGUCCCCUGAGAAGCGGUCAACAUUUCUACAAGAGACAGCUGUGCAAUGAUAGACUAGUAGUCAAACAACUAGGUUGUCUACCCUCUCACCCUAAUAACAGAUCUAGUUGUUUCUAUGAGCCAUAGGCCUAAAUCUUGCACUUAAUAUUCCAGUAGGUCUAAACAUGUUGAAAUAACUAGCAGAGAUGUUCACAAGUCUUUGAGGUAGAGUCCAAGUCAAGUUUCAAGUCCCUUUUGUCAAUGGCUUUCUGCCUGCUGUUGGUUAGGUCUAUAAACCUGGUAAAUUAUUUGAAGACUCCCUUUUUUGCAGGUGGUGGUGGUUGUUCUUCUCCACUACUGCUCUCUGUAACGGUGAUGCAUUGUCCCUACCAAUCACACUCUCCUUCAAUUCAGCUUGAUCUUCAUAUGGUAUGAGGAUGGCAUCAUGAUCAAGCCAGAACAGGUGGAAAGAAAGGUCCAGCAGUGCAGCCAUUAUGUAUACAUGGUCACCAAAUGGAAGUUUUGUUGCCUGUUCAUCCAAGUGCUCCAUUCUGACAUUCACAAACAACCCCUGGAAUCAGCGUUUGAGUGACUGCCGCAGUGCUUUCACUAGACUGACUAGGUGACGACUUGUGCUCAGUAUACUUUGCAGAUGGUAGUUGAGUGACAGUACACAAGGAAGGGCAGCACUGAGUCACCACUUUCUCCCCCUGAAUAAGGGCGGUGGCUUGGACAAAAGGGUCCAAAAUGUCCGCUGGCUCCAUUCCCCUGGUGAUAAACAGCUCAGCUUCAAAAUGCUUCUUUCAGACCACAGGUAGUAUGUGGUAAGCUGCAAAGUUUAGUUACUGUUGGAGGAUGAUAGCCUAGGUGUUGGAGCAUUGGGUCAGUAACCAAAAGCUUGCCAGCUGACAAGGUAAAAAUGUGUCGUUCUGAACAAGGCACUUAACCCACUGUUCCUAGGACGUCAUUGUAAAUAAGAAUUUGUUCUUAACUGACUUGUUGUCCUUUUAGUGGUCUGUGAGGUGCCGUCGAUCCUCAACUUCAACCUGGGCAAACGUCCCACCAUAAAGAAUGAAGUUACAAGGAAAGAGCUGGAAAGCAGAAUUGAGGGCCCCGAAAACUUCUUGAAAUGUUGUCCAGCAUACACAGAACAGAAAUAUAAAUGCAACAUGUAAAGUGUUGGUCCCAUGUUUCAUGAGCUAAAAUAAAAGAUCCCAGAAACUUUCCAUACACAAAGAAGCUUAUUUCUCUAAAAUGUUGUGCACAAAUGUGUUUAUAUCCCUGUUAGUGAGCGUUUCUCCUUUACCAAGAUAAUAGAUCCACCGUCCAGGUGUGGCAUAUCAAGAAGCUGAUUAAACAGCAUGAUCAUUAUACAGGUGCACUUUGUGCUGGGGACAUUAAAAGGCCACUCGAAAAUGUGCAGUUUUGUCACAACACAAUGCCACAAAUGUCUCAAUUUUUCUUUUUACCUCUUUUCGUGAUAUCCAAUUGGUAGUUAGUCUUGUUCCAUCCCUAUGGACUCGGGAGAGGUGAAGGUUGAGAGCCAUGCACCCUCCAAAACACAACCCUGCCAAGCAGCACUUCUUGACACACAGGUCGCUUAACUCGGAAGCCAGCCGCACCAAUGUGUCGGAGGAAACACCGUCCAGCUGGCGACCGGGGGCAGCUUGCAGGCGCCCGACCUGCCAUAAGGAGUCACUAGAGCGCGAUGGGACAAGGAAGUCCCGGCUGGCCAAACCCUCCCCUAACUGCGAUCCUGUGCCUUAGACCGCUGCUCCACUUGGGAGGCCCGAUGUCUCAAGUUGAGGGAGUAUGCAAUUGGCAUGCUGACUGCAUUAAUGUCCACCAGAGCGGUUACCAGAGAUGUGAAUGUUCAUAAGCCGCCUCCAACGUCGUUUUAAAGAAUUUGGCAGUACGUCCAACCAGCCUCACAACCGCAGACCACGUGUAACCACGCCAGCCCAGGACCUCCACAUCCGACUUCUUCACCUGCGGGUUCGUCUGAGACCAGCCUCCCGGACAGCUGAUGAAAUGGAGGAAUAUUUCUGUCUGUAAUAAAGCUCUUUUGUGGGUUGAGCGGGUGUUAAGUGUGGCUUGUCCUAUGAGGAACAAACCAAAAAUAUUCCUCACAGUAUGGAAGUCACCCACCCCCCUUGCUUCUGUAGAAAUGAUUAACACCAUUAAUUUGGAUUUUUUUUUUUUUUUCAGGACUAACUCCUCCAGCAGAUUUCUCAAGAUUUGGGGUCUGUUUCUGGCAGUGUUGUAAAAAUACUUUAAAGUACUACUUAAGUAAUUUUGGGGGGUAUCUGUCCUCUACUAUUUAUGUUUUUGACUACUUUUACUUUACUAUAUUCCUUAAGAAAAGAUUGUACUUUUUGUUCCAUACAUUGUCCUUGACACCCAAAAAAUACUCAUUACAAUUUGAAUACUUGGCAGGACAGGAAAAUAGUCCAAUUCAAGCACUUAUCAACUGAACAUCCCUGGUCAUCCCUACUGCCUCUGAUCUGGCAGACUCACUAAACACACAUGCUUCGUUUGUAAAUUAUGUCAAUGUUGGAAUGUGCCCGUGGCUUUCUGUAAUUAAAAAAAAAAACUAGAAAA